CAAACCCAAUGUCAAUUCCAUUCUACAUUUGGCAGAGGAUUGGUUUUGUUGGCUAUAAUUAAUUUAUAAAUUUUUAACUUAAAAUGUCGUUGCUAAAUGCUUUAUCAAGAUUAAGCUUGCAGACGACGACAGGUAUAAAACAACCCUUGGCAUUGGCAUGGCUGCAUACAUCACCGGUGUUGUGUGCUGAACCACUUAAGAAAAAGAAAAAACUCGAUCCACAAAUUAUCAAACAGCGUGAGGACAGACGUAAGAAGAAGCUGGAAAAGCAAAUUCGGCGUCUAGAAAAGAACUCCAGGCAAUUGAAGCCCGUUGAAGAAUUGGAGGUGCCAUUGACUUUGAUAGAUGAGCAACAACAACGUUCGCGUAAACUAUCUGCUCUAAGCGAAGCUGAACUUGAGAGAAGAGUUCAGUUGAACAAACAAUGGUCAAGAUAUAAACAUGAACAAAAAAUUAACGAUUUUCAAAUAAUCGAUCGCUUAAUGCGAUGCCAAAGUAAAGCUUUGGAUGAAUUGCGCUUAGAAUCGGAGGAGCUAUACCAGGAGGCCAUACAGCCGGAUAUGACCGUUUUACCAGUUAAGAUGAAAGGUCCCGUGGCAACACCGCCCAUUAAAGAUUAUGUUUCACCCGAUGGUGAGUACAUAUUAGAAGCCAAGAAAUGGGAUAUAGUGUAACUGGCAAUGGAUAAAUCGUCUGCGAUUUGUUAUAUAUAGUUUAUUAUUGUAUGUUCCCCUCAAGAAAUAAACAGCUCUAACGUUUUA
Molecule: messenger RNA, 761 nt
Organism: Stomoxys calcitrans (stable fly)
Lineage: Eukaryota; Metazoa; Arthropoda; Insecta; Diptera; Muscidae
Gene: mRpL40
Product: large ribosomal subunit protein mL40
Exons: 3
Coding region: 84-674 (196 amino acids)
Cellular component (GO): mitochondrial large ribosomal subunit; mitochondrial ribosome
Source: RefSeq, a predicted model, not a curated record